Messenger RNA from Setaria italica (foxtail millet), 1213 nucleotides. RefSeq names its product L10-interacting MYB domain-containing protein-like. NCBI's taxonomy places the organism in Eukaryota, Viridiplantae, Streptophyta, Magnoliopsida, Poales, Poaceae. The transcript is spliced from 5 exons. The record is from RefSeq and is a predicted model, not a curated record. The coding region runs from base 126 to 1076 and encodes 316 amino acids.
GUUUGCCACCAGGAAGGGGGGAUUACUCGCCGUCGGGGGCUCUCUCCUCCUUUCGUUCGGCCGGUUUCCAAGGUGCUCUGUGUUGCGGCCAGGGGCUUUCUCGUGCUGCUGCUGGACGACGCUGAAUGCCUGAGAGCAUAUAUCAAAAACACAUCAGGAGGAGAUCCCCCGCCGUCCCUGGCAUCUUGAGGAGUUCUGCCGGCCACAAGAUGCCAGAAAUUGAUUGGAAUUCGGAGAACACUCGAGUGUUGUGUGUGUUGUUUGCCGAACAAGUUGAAAAAGGAAAUCGGCCAAACACACACUUGAAUGCACUUGGUUAUGCUGAGGUUGAGAAGGGGUUCAAGGAAAGGACUGGAAUUGUGGCUACCAAGGGUCAAAUCAAGAACAAAUGGGACAAAUUGAAGGAAGAUUUCAAAGCAUGGAAGAAACUAAUGCUAAGGCAAACAGGGACUGGUUGGGAUCCUAUAAAGAAGACUAUUGCUAUGGAUGAUGAAUGGUGGAAAAAAGCUAGAGCUGACAUUUCGGGUUAUGGCAAGUUCAAAAAGAAGGGCCUUGAGAAUGAAGAUGAAUUAGCCAAGUGUUUUGCUGACAUUACUACUAUUGGUAUUGAUCAUGGGUCUCCUCAUAUUGUGAAUGUUGAAGCAACCGAAAAUGUUGAUGUGACACAAGAUGAGGCAACCAAUUUUGAGCCAGAAGGUGAUGACUUCAUUCCUAAAACACAAGAGGAGGAUAUUGGUAUUUCUCCUUCACCUGCGAGUGGCAAGAGACUGGCAAGGCCUGUUGACAGGAGUGGUAAAAAAGCGAAGUCUGGAAAUGCAUUCCUAAUUCAAGAAGCAGUAACAAGUAUGGCAAGUUCAGCUAAUGAAUAUGUUUCGAAGAGAUAUGGAAAAUAUUCUAUUGAGGAAGUGAUGGAGGUUGUGAUUGCUUGUGGGGCCGGCUAUGAUAGCAAUGAACAUUACAUGGCGUCUGAACUGUUUGUGAAGAAGGAGCAAAGGGAGAUGUUCAUGACCUUGCCUACUAAUGAGAUUAGAUUCAAUUGGCUUAGGAGGAAGUACAAUGAUAAAUAUGAAAAAUAGAAAUUGGCUUAGUGAGAGUGAUGUCAUUUGUGUAUGCUACUAUUUUAUUUUUGUCGCAUGUGUGGUACAUUUUAUUUUAUUGCAUUUUAUUUAUCUAUGACAGUUGUAUCUUACAUUUCAUUUAUGUCAAUGUUCAC